This is a messenger RNA of Penicillium chermesinum, 654 nucleotides long. Its product is annotated as glutathione S-transferase family protein. The transcript has a single exon. The record is from RefSeq and is a predicted model, not a curated record. Lineage: Eukaryota; Fungi; Ascomycota; Eurotiomycetes; Eurotiales; Aspergillaceae. The coding region runs from base 1 to 654 and encodes 217 amino acids.
AUGUCUCUCAAACCAAUUACUCUCUGGGGCCACACCACGGGCGCAAACCCUUGGAAAGUCGUCCUUGUCCUGGAAGAACUCAAUCUGCCAUACCACAUCAACUUUCUUCAACUCGAAGAUAUUAAGAAACCAGACUUCCUGUCUGUCAACCCGAACGGCCGGGUCCCGGCCAUUCAAGACCCAAACACAGGCCUCACGCUUUGGGAGUCGGGCGCGAUCAUCGAGUACCUAGUCGAUCGAUAUGACAAGGACCACACGCUCAGCUUCACAAAAUCGACGACCGAGCAUUAUCUAGCCCAGCAAUGGCUGCACUUCCAGAUGUCCGGUCAGGGCCCGUACUUCGGACAGGCUGUGUGGUUCAAGAAAUACCAUAGCGAGCAGGUGCAGAGUGCUGUGGACCGGUAUGUGAAGGAGAUUCGCCGUGUCUCGGGUGUUUUGGACCAUGUUUUAGCGGACCGGGAGUAUCUUGUGGGUGGUCGGCUCAGUUAUGCUGAUCUGGCUUUCGUGCCAUGGUAUCUGGUGGCGUCGUGGUUUGAAAUCGAUCUGGCGGUCGAAUUUCCCAACUUGAAUGCUUGGCUGGAGCGGUUAAAUGGACGGCCUGCCGUAGCCAAGACGAUGAAGCUGCGUGAGGAGGCCAUUGCCAAUUCGCAGUGA